Cadophora gregata is the source of this 1491-nucleotide messenger RNA. RefSeq lists its product as uncharacterized. The record is from RefSeq and is a predicted model, not a curated record. Gene Ontology annotation, biological process: nucleocytoplasmic transport. NCBI's taxonomy places the organism in Eukaryota, Fungi, Ascomycota, Leotiomycetes, Helotiales, Ploettnerulaceae. The transcript is spliced from 3 exons. Gene Ontology annotation, molecular function: structural constituent of nuclear pore. The coding region runs from base 1 to 1491 and encodes 496 amino acids. Gene Ontology annotation, cellular component: nuclear pore.
AUGGCCCUGGCAAGAUCUGCGAGUGGACCCGGCGGCUUAAGUAUUAACACCAAUUCUGCCAACUCAUUAUUUGGUUCAAGUACAACACCUGCAUCAGGAGGGAUGUUUGGAAAUACAGCGGCUAGCAAGCCAGGUGGACUUUUUGGUGCAUCGACGGCGACGGCGACGACGACAUCAGCACCGCAGACGGGAGGAUUGUUUGGAUCGACAGCCACGGCAAGCCAACCGCAAGCAGGAGGACUGUUUGGAGCGAACACAGCAGCUUCCCAGCCUCAGACCGGAGGGUUAUUUGGGUCUACCUCUGCAAGCACGCAACCGCCGGCGUCAGGGCUAUUUGGUGCUGCGCAACCUCAGCAGAGUAGUGGACUAUUUGGAAAUACUGCUACAACACAACCUGCUCAGACUACUGGUCUUUUUGGUGCUUCUACUACCUCCUCUCAGCCCCAGCAACCUGGUGGACUCUUCGGCGCGGCACCAGCGCAACCGGCCCAAAAUGCUCUUGGAGGUGGAAUGUUUAGUGGAUUGAGCGGUCAGGGCCAGAACCAGGCCAAGCCAGCUACGUCCUUGUUUGGUGGUGGUCUAGGUAGUACGACUCAAAAUCAACAGCAACCCCAAACACAACAGACAAACUCUACGUUCCCAACAUUAAACCAAAAUCAAGGAGGUGGCAUGUUUGGAAGCACGUUAGGCAGUGGCCUGUCUUUGGGACAAAAUUCGACUCAACAACAGACUGUUCCUGGGGUCCGGAUUGAUGUUAGCCAACUCCGAGGUACAACACGAUUCAAUGACCUUCACGAUGACCUACAAAAGCAAAUCAAGCUCUUCGAUGAUGUUAUUCAACAACAAAUCCAGCUAAAGAAUGAUUGUGAUGCUAUAAUGCCCGCACACAACAACCAGCUUGCACAGGUCCCCCAUGAUGUUGAGUUCGUGAGGAGAAAACGUAUUGGUGUUGAGAAUGCACAGGACUCAGACGCACAGGCAAUUUCAAUCGUGCAGAAGCUCAUCAAGGUCGAUGCCGAGCACGCAAAGUUAAGCUUCAAAGCCAUUGACAACUUGAAGCUCCCUCCACAAUAUCACAACACUGGCGUCUGGUCAGGCAACCCUGCCGCGAAUGACAGCCGAGCCCAGGAGAAUGGCGAUGCAGAUGCCCAAGAUAUUGUCAGCUUCUUCAAUCAGACCGCUGAUGAGCUAGCCUCGACGCUCUCUACAUAUCAAAAACAUAUCUUUGAAAUCGAGCAGCAUCUUAGAUCGGUCGAGGCAAAUAGCGCUCAACAGAUCAACGCUUUGGUCGCGAAGAGAAAUGGUACUUCUACCGGCCAAGAGGACGCACGAUCGGAGCUGAUAGCAGUUCUGAACGAUUUCGAGCAAGGCAUGAUAGCCGUUGCUUCGAAGGUGGGUGGGGCUCGUGAGAGUUUACAGAGCUUGCAACUUGACGGGUUUGGGGAGAGCCGCAAUGGACAAAGAAACGGACGAAGAAACGGACUGUAUUGA